Didymodactylos carnosus is the source of this 489-nucleotide messenger RNA. Lineage: Eukaryota; Metazoa; Rotifera; Eurotatoria; Philodinida; Philodinidae. The record is from the annotation of a GenBank genome assembly.
AUGCAAUGGAUCAGAUGCUAUUUACGAAAAUGGGUUGGAAAACAUGAACAACGUCCACCGCGUGUCACAUACGAAGACCUUGCCUUGAGCGGCUUCAUUUUUUUGAUUGGAUCGUUUGGUGCCACAGCUGUUCUGUUGUUUGCUCAACCAAAAGCAGUUGUUUCACAGCCAAGGAAUAUGAUAGGCGGUCAACUAAUCUGCGCCAUCGUUGGUUGUAUUGUUCGCAUAUUAUUAGUUGAUCGAGAAUGCUCAGUUGCUGCAAUGUUGGCUGUAUCAAUAUCGAUUGGUCUAAUGCUAUAUACUGAAACGUUACAUCCGCCUGCAGGAGCGACUGCGCUAAUUGCAGUUAUCGGUGAACAUCCGAAGGAAUGGGCAGGAUUUUUGUUCAUUUUUAUGCCUGUCCUUUCAGCUCAAUUAGUUAUGCUAUGCACUGCUUUAAUAAUCAACAAUAUUCCAUCCGAUCGAUCAUAUCCGACAUUCUGGUGGUGA